AUGAAUCAUCAUAAGCACAGAAAACUUGAUUCGUCCACCUUUCGACCUACCAUGCACUCUUUGUCGGUUGAUGAGGUAAUGAAUUUCUCACGCGAUGCUCUCUCUAAUGCUAAAGCUGUUAAUCUAAUUGUUGGAUUUUUCUCUGUGUUUGCAUUGAAUGAUAAUAAAAAGAUUUUGUUAGAGCCUUAUAAUUAUCUUAUAGCUAAUCCUGGAAAAGACAUUAGGGGCAAGUUGAUCGAUGCUUUCGAUCAUUGGCUUAAAGUGCCCAAAGACAAAUUGUCUACUAUUACCACUGUUGUUGAAAUGUUGCACACUGCCAGUUUAUUAAUCGAUGACGUAGAAGACGAUUCGGUUUUACGCCGUGGUGUUCCUGUUGCUCACUCUAUAUACGGCGUACCUGCAACUAUAAACUGCGCGAAUUAUGUUUAUUUCCUUGCUUUAAAUGAACUCACAAAAUUUGAUAAUUCGGAAAUGCUCAAAAUUUACACGUCCGAACUAAUAAACUUGCAUCGUGGCCAAGGAAUGGAAUUACAUUGGAGAGAUACAUUGUCAUGCCCUUCAGAAACUGAAUUCAUUGAAAUGAUUCGUGAUGAUUAUAUGAAUUUGCAAUCGAAAAAGUAUGCUGAUAACAAAGGUUUUUGUGAAGACUUGACUGAAGGAAAAUUCUCUUUCCCUAUUAUACAUUCAAUUCAUAGUGAUCCUAAUGAUAGAAGAUUAAUCAAUAUAUUGAAACAGCAUACAACUUCUAUUGAUUUAAAACAAUAUGCUAUCAAUAUAAUGACUGAUACCGGAUCUUUUGAAUAUACUCGUAAUUAUUUGGCAAAAACUGAAAACUCGGUUCGCGAAAAAAUUAAAACACUUGGCGGAAAUCCUUUGUUGGAAAACAUUAUUGACCUUUUAACUAUUAAGGAAUAA
This is a messenger RNA of Racocetra persica, 915 nucleotides long. The record is from the annotation of a GenBank genome assembly. Lineage: Eukaryota; Fungi; Glomeromycota; Glomeromycetes; Diversisporales; Gigasporaceae.